ACAUUUCUUAGCAUUAUAAAUAGGAGUGUCAUUCCAGAGAAAUUAAAAGUAUCUCUAGUGAAAGAUUGAAGAGCUGAACAAUGGCUACCAUCAUUGUUCCUGAAAAUGUUUCCAUCCAUGAAGACGCAGAAAAUCUCCAAAAAGCUUGUAAAGGAUGGGGGACUGAUGAGAAAGCAAUAAUCAAUAUACUUGGACAUAGGAAUGCAAUUCAAAGGAAGCAAAUUAGGCAAGCUUAUGAGGAGCUUUAUCAAGAAGAUCUCAUCAAGCGCCUUGAGUCCGAGCUCUCCGGGGACUUUGAGAAAGCAGUAUACAGGUGGAUAUUGGACCCAGUAGAUCGAGAUGCUGUUUUGGCUAAUGUAGCCAUUAAGAAAGCUGAGACAGAGUUUCCUGUUAUCAUUGAACUUUCAUGCAUCUACUCUCCUGAAGAGCUCUUGGCAGUGAAGCGUGCCUACCAAAGCCGCUACAAACGUUCUUUGGAAGAAGAUGUGGCUGCACAUACCACCGGGGAUUUGCGCAAGUUCUUUGUUGGCCUAGUGACUACUUACCGGUAUGAUGGCCCUGAGAUAAAUGAAACAUUAGCAAAAUCUGAAGCUGAUAUUCUUCAUGAAGCUAUCAAAGACAAAAUAUUUAAUCAUGAAGAAGUUAUCAGGAUCCUGACAACAAGGAGCAAGGCACAACUCAAGGCAUCUUUUAACCGCUAUAGAGAUAAGCAUGGUACUUCCAUCACUAAGAUGUUGUUGAAAGAUGAAUCUAAUGUGCUCCAAAAGGCGCUGCAUGCUGCCAUUCGAGGCAUUGAGGACCCAAAGAAGUACUAUGAAAGGUAUUGCGCAAUGCAAUCAAAAGGUCUGGGACUGAUGAGGAUGCACUCACUCGUGUGAUCAUUACGAGGGCAGAGAAGGACUUGAAAGACCUCAAGGAGCUUUACCAUGAGAGGAACAGUGUAGCCCUUGAUGAUGCAGUGUCCAAGGAAACUGCAGGGGAUUACAAGAAGUUCCUGCUCACUCUGUUAGGGAAGGAAGAUUAAGGUUCUUUCCUAUGGGGCAUUUUAGAAUUUAUGUCAUGAAUGGUGAUGUUUAUGAGUUGGACUUUGUUGCUUCGAGUCUUUAUUUUCCAUGGUGUUGUCUUGAACUUCUAUGUAUUGUGACUAUAUAUGUUAUCUUGGCUUUUUAAGAUCCCUAUGGUUUAGUA
This is a messenger RNA of Quercus robur (English oak), 1188 nucleotides long. Its product is annotated as annexin-like protein RJ4. NCBI's taxonomy places the organism in Eukaryota, Viridiplantae, Streptophyta, Magnoliopsida, Fagales, Fagaceae. Gene Ontology annotation, molecular function: calcium ion binding; calcium-dependent phospholipid binding. The coding region runs from base 81 to 878 and encodes 265 amino acids. The transcript has 6 exons. Gene Ontology annotation, cellular component: cytoplasm. The record is from RefSeq and is a predicted model, not a curated record.